AUGGCUUCGGAUCCGAGCUAUAACGUCCAUCCGGACCUGCUCCCACACAUCCAUCUGAUCAGCGCGUAUCGAUACCCGCUGGUGCCACGAUUUGGCAUUCCCGAAGUGACGGAAUGGCUGCUCAAUGCGCCCCGGAUUGCCCGCGACGGGGCGCCAUUUUUUUGGACCUAUCUGGACAUACCUCAGGAUGGGACUAUCAUCCUGACGUGGCAGCCGUUGCAGCGACUAGGAAUGGAGUUUGCAUCGGACGGCUAUGUCUGGCCGCGCGGCGAGACCUACUACCAGCAUGAGAUUCGGGAUGGCCUAGUACGUGAAGAGAAAGAGAGAGACAGAGAAGACCGGGUGGACAACAAGCUAAUCGUGCAGAUUCUCGAGGUGUUUCACCAGCCGGUAGGGUAUCGUCCCGGCGAGGAAUACGCAACACACUCGCGACGACGGUUCCGCCUGAUGCCACCCAAAGUGCCGAAUCCCAACACUCCUCAAGUCGACCCAAGCUUGUGGCUGGUGCAUUACGGCCCCAUCGACGAGCGCGAGCCAAUCCCGGUCAAGAAGAUCCGGCUGGAGCCGAGGAUACGCACGGCGAUGGAGACACGCAACAACCUGCAAAGGGCGGGGCAGAUCACACGCAAGGAGUUUAUGCUCUCGGACCGGGUCAACUGGCCGCACAUUCCGCUGCCUCGCGAUGCUCGCGGACCACCGAUGUACCCCGGCGUACCUGUCAGCGGCCACCACAUUCCGCAGCAGAUGGCAUACCCCCCACACGCGCCGGGCAACAUGGCAGUGCCGCCACCGUCAAAGCGGGCGCGCCAUGUGGCUUCGGGGCCGGGACCCGGGGUUGUGCAUCCUGGGGUCGGGCUGAUGGGCGGACAACCGGGCAUGGGCGGAGCCCAUCCGAUGAUGCAGCAGAUGGAUGUGGCGAUCUAUGACGACGAGGAGGACACGUCGCGUGGCGACAUGUUUGAUAAUAUUACACCGCGCGACGUGAGCCUCGAGCGGUACAAGCAGAACCACGAGUGGAUGGAGGAGGUGAUCUCAUCGCCGUACCGCAUCAACCAGAUUGGGUAUGCUGACCUGGGUCUGGGUCUCAAGGGCGAGCUAGCCCCGGUGACGGAGGGCAUCUUUGAGGGUCAGGGCUUUGAGGCGUCCCAGCGUGUGCCCAAGAAGCCGUACGUCGGACGUCUGGACCCGGGCCUGGCAGAUGAGUUCCGCAAGCGGGUGACGGAACAAAUGGCGGCGGCGCAGGCAGAGAUCGCCGAGAUGAAGGCGCAGCACGAGAAAACCGUGGCCGACUUCCGGUUGAACUCGGUGGUCAAGGCGGCCGAGCACGAUCUGCGCUUCUCGCUGGUGGCGAAGGAUCCGAACGGACCGGAGGCCAGCUGGGGACUGGAAAGGCGGCUGGACGAGUCGGACGACGGGGACGAGGUCGGCGGCGACGGCGGCGGCGACAGCGGGCGCUGGGCACACCAGAAGCACCGCAAGACAGUGGACGAGAUCAUGGCCCAUGUGGAAACGUCUUUGGGCCAUCGGAUUGUGCGGACGGGCGCGGUGGUGCGAAUCCAGGACGGCGGCUAUCAGGAGCCGGAGCCAGAACCGGAACCGGAGCCAGAGCCGACGGCAGAGUCAGAGACGUUGCUGGAAGUGCCGGCAGCUUCGGCGAUGGUCGGUGGUGGCGCUGCAGCCGGAGCAUCGCCCGCGGGCUCGCAGAUUAGCGGCAUCAUGAUUGGCGAUGGCGACAUGGACAUGGGCGACACGGCGGCCGGGCUGCUAGACCAGAUGGAGUCAGCCUUCUCGGCGGCCUCAACACCCAGCAACAACUUCUCGACGCCGCACGGUCAGCUCCCGACGACGGGCCUGUCGAACGUGGCCACGCCAGGCAACGGGGCAGCCGGAGGGCCCUCAAGUGGAGGCGCGAUAAUGAGCGAUGUGACCAUGCAGAAUGCAAGUCAUGCAGCAGCAGUAGCAGCAGCAACAGCAGCAGCAGCGGGACCUACAACGGCGGGCAACGAAGAUUGGGUGGUUGUUCCGUCCGGAGGCGAUAUCUCACCGGCUGGCGAUGGUGCAGGCACGGCGACAGGAGCAGCCGUUGGUGCAGGGCCUGCAGCAGGAGCAGGAGCAGGAGCAGCAGCAACUAUCGUAGAAGGGAUACCAGCAGCAGCAGCAGCAGCAACGCCAGCAGGAAGCGGCAUCAGGCCCGAGUCGGAGGUAGUGACUCCAGGCGGACUGCUGGAGGGCAGCGACAACAACACGAACAACGACUUUGGGUCGCUGGAGGAUCUGGACACCGCAGGAGAGGCGCUGGCCGGACUGGAGGACGCGGCAGAUCUCGGAGAGGGCCUGGACCUGGACAUGGAGGACUCUGCGUUUGGAAAUGCCUUUGCCGGAGAGGACUAA
Molecule: messenger RNA, 2391 nt
Organism: Grosmannia clavigera kw1407
Lineage: Eukaryota; Fungi; Ascomycota; Sordariomycetes; Ophiostomatales; Ophiostomataceae
Product: duf1750 domain containing protein
Exons: 2
Coding region: 1-2391 (796 amino acids)
Biological process (GO): chromatin remodeling
Source: RefSeq, a predicted model, not a curated record